Suillus paluster is the source of this 1951-nucleotide messenger RNA. RefSeq names its product amino acid transporter. Bases 160 to 1779 code for a protein of 539 amino acids. Gene Ontology annotation, cellular component: membrane. The transcript has 18 exons. Gene Ontology annotation, biological process: amino acid transmembrane transport. The record is from RefSeq and is a predicted model, not a curated record. Gene Ontology annotation, molecular function: L-amino acid transmembrane transporter activity. NCBI's taxonomy places the organism in Eukaryota, Fungi, Basidiomycota, Agaricomycetes, Boletales, Suillaceae.
GUAACCCAUUUAGCAUUGGCUUGCCUUUUGCAGGUGCGCUCGCCACGUAGCGCGCUGUUCGCAACAUUUGGGCAUUAUCUUGCGUCAUUAUCUAGCGCCCUUUUAUUUGCUUCGAAAGCGCUGGCAUCAUGUAUUCUCAUCCCCCGUUCCAUCCAUACCAUGUCUACUCCCUGGUGGUCACGGACCAGUAACCAGCAAGAGGAUGACCAUACUUCCGAGUCACAGCUCAGUGAAAAGAAUCACAAGAAGCAACUCAACGAUGAUCCAGACUUGAAUCCAGGAGAACUGACUUUUGAUGAAGAUACCGCUGGAGGCAUGGGACGUUACCUCGGUGUAACUUCUUGUACUCUCCUCAUUGUUGGACGGAUCAUCGGUACUGGUAUCUUCUCUACACCGUCCUCCAUCCUCUCUGGUGUGGGCUCAGUCGGCGCCUCCCUUAUGCUAUGGGUCCUCGGGUUCUUGCUCAGCUUCUGUGGUCUCUUCAUAUGGCUUGAGUUCGGCACCAUGUUCCCUCGCAGUGGUGGAGAGAAGGUCUACCUUGAAGCCGUCUACAGGAAGCCCAAGUACCUCGCUACCGUGAUCUUUGCUGCCAACGCUAUACUACUUGGCUUCACUGCUAGCGGUUGUAUCGUUUUUGCUAGCAACAUCUUGGUCGCCGCUGGUAAAGUCGUAGACCGCUGGAACGAACGUGGAAUUGCUCUUGCAGUUAUCUUCUCCGUAACCCUUCUUCACGGAUUGACCCCCAGGACUGGCGUGCUAAUCAUGAAUGGGCUCUCGAUGUUCAAAAUAAUAAUUCUGCUAUUCGUCGUCGUCUCAGGCUGGGUGGUUCUCUCGGGCAAAACGCGUGUCGCAGAUCCACACGUCAACUUCAGAAACGCGUUCGCAGGGAGCUCUACAAGUAGCAACGACUACGCUACUGCCACCUUCAAAGUCCUGAACGCCUAUGCGGGAUGGUCUAACGUGAACUAUGUGAUGAACAAUGUCCGAAAUCCUGUACGGACGCUUAAGAUCGCCGGCCCGCUCGGUCUUGGUAUUUGCGCGAUUUUGUACAUGCUUGCAAAUGUGGCUUAUUUCGCGGCUGCGAGCAAGACGGAGAUUGAGAAGUCUGGGGUCACUGUCGCUGCUCUGUUUUUCAAGAAUGUCUUUGGUUCUGUUGCAGAACGUGCGCUUUCGGUUUUUAUUGCUCUCAGUGCUCUUGGAAACGUUAUCACCGUGACUUUUGCUGCAUCACGAGUAAACCAAGAACUCGCCAAGGAAGGGAUUCCUCUUCCAUUCGGAAACAAAUUUUGGGCUUCGAAUUGGCCCACAGGAAAGUCCCCACUUCCGGGAUUGAUCAUCCAUUUGAUACCCUCUGUCAUCGUCAUCAUUGCGCCACCCCCAAACAUUGUUUACCCGUUCAUUUUAGAUGUCGAAGGAUACCCACAGCAAAUUAUUAAUUUCUUUAUUGUCAUCGGUUUGUUCUAUCUGAGAUGGAAGAAGCCAAAUGCUGUUCGGCCGUUCAAAGUAUGGUGGCCUCUGGCCGUAUUCUUCUUGGCUGCUGCCACCUUCCUCCUCAUCGCCCCCUUCUUGAAACCAGCCAAUGGCGUCGGCGACACCCCACCACUACCAUACUACCUGUACUGCCUCGUCGGCAUCAGCAUCAUGUUCGCAGGCGUGCUUUACUGGGCUGCAUGGCGAAUCCUGCUGCCCAAGGUAUUUGGGUACGAGCUUGUGCCGAGGAAGGAGAGGUUGGAUGAUGGGACUGUUGUUACGGUGUUUUCGAAUAAGAAGAUCCAGUGAGGUUGAUUGGAAGUACUAAAGUUGGGGUACGGAUAAAGGGUGCUGGUCAUUGGAUUAUAAUGCAUUGUUGUUAGUGUGAUGGUGUUUCGUGUAAUACGUUGUUGAUCAUAUCAUAUAUGUAUGCGUAUCCAUACGAGUGCGAAUGGUAGUUGUGAACCGAGUGUUGACCAUA